Octopus bimaculoides (California two-spot octopus) is the source of this 1305-nucleotide messenger RNA. RefSeq names its product SET domain-containing protein 4. Gene Ontology annotation, molecular function: protein-lysine N-methyltransferase activity; protein binding. The record is from RefSeq and is a predicted model, not a curated record. Lineage: Eukaryota; Metazoa; Mollusca; Cephalopoda; Octopoda; Octopodidae. Gene Ontology annotation, biological process: peptidyl-lysine monomethylation; peptidyl-lysine trimethylation.
UAUAGCCAAACCAACAGUUACGUUAACUGCUUCGGUUGUUGUUACAAUGUCAUGGCCAAAGGACGUACAUGGAGGCAAAGAAAGAGGAAGGUCAAAGCUGACCCCAGCCUGUUUGACUCUAAAUAUGUCCAUCUACUCAAAUGGAUGAGAGCAACUGACCAUUUCAAGCCACCGUCCUUAUCUCCUCGGGUUUUUCCCAACACUGGUCGUGGUUUAAUGACAGUAAAGCCUUUACAACCAGGGGAUGUUCUGAUAUCUGUACCGGCAGGAUUGAUCAUCACUACGACUGUUGUCCUUAACAGUGAUGUUUCAUCCUUAAUCAAAAGAUGCAACCCACCAAUCACUGCUCAGGCUGCCCUCUCUGUAUUCCUAUUGGCUGAGAGAGCAAAAAGCAGUGAUUCAGUUUGGAGCAGUUAUAUUUCAAUGUUACCAUUGGAAUUUGACACAAUCACUAACUGGGAAACUGAGGCAGUAGAUGCCUUACCACCAUAUACAUCACGCCUGGCACAGAAGAGUUUGAAGACUUUUUAUGAUGCUUAUGAAGCAAUCUCUCAGUGCUGCUGUGUACUUGGUUAUCCUUACCUUACCAGUGUUUUGACUUGCAAGAAAAAUUUCCGCUGGGCAUGGAAUGUUGUCAACACUCGAUGUGUUUACUUUGAGGUUCCGACUUCUCCUUACAUUGAAGAAUCUGGAAAGAAUUGUGCUUUGAUUCCAUAUCUAGACCUGUUGAACCAUUCACCUGAUGCAAAGGUUAUUACUCAGUUCAACAAAGUCACAAAUUGUUUUGAGAUUCUUACCUUGGACAGCUACAGAAAAUAUGACCAAGUUUUCAUCAAGUAUGGCCCACACAAUAAUUCAGAGCUGCUUGUGGAAUAUGGUUUCAUCAUUCCUGAUAAUCCCCAUAAUUUUUAUGAAUUUUCUUUCGACACCAUCAGAGACUUUUCAACCUGCCUCAGUAUUGCUUGCCUCCGGCAAAAGGAAGAAAUACUUGAGAAAUAUAACCUGAAAAAGCAAUUACACUAUCUUGGAGAUACGGGAAUUUCCUGGAACCUACAGUCUGUCUUACACAUUCUUAAUAUGUCUUGGCAAGAACUGAAUUGUUGGGAGUCCUGUUUGUCUAAGAAAGAAUGGCCACCUGAGGUUUUGGAGUUUACCAUAAAUCUCGUCAAGUUUAUUAUGGACAAACAUUCAUCAGAACUGCAACUGUUGGAACCAAGGACACAGAAGCUAAAAUAUGGAGAACAAGUGAGAAGACUCUGGCAAGAACAAGUGAACAUUCUGAACAAAAUGAUGGAGGAGUUGAAC